AUGGGUGGGAAUCAAUCCGUUCCUAGAGUCACAGCGCAAGACCGGGCUAUCCUCGACUUGAAGCUUCAGCGAGAUAAGCUCAAACAAUAUCAGAAGAAGAUCCAGACUAUCCUGAAUCGUGAACAUGAGAUAGCCAAGCAGCAACUGGCCGCAGGUCAGAAAGAUCGCGCACUAUUCGCGUUACGGCGUCGGAAAUACCAGGAAAGUCUGCUAGUCAAGACGGAUGGGCAGCUGGAAAACCUGGAGCAGCUAGUAUCAACCAUAGAGUUUUCGCUGGUCGAAGUCUCUGUUCUUCAUGGUCUGAAGCAAGGUAAUGAAGUUUUGAGAGAAAUUCACAAAGAGAUGAAUAUCGAGAGCGUGGAGAAACUCUUGGAUGAGACGGCUGAGGCAAGAGCAUAUGAGAAGGAAAUCGGAGAACUACUAUCCAACAGUUUAACGUUAGACGAAGAAGAUGCUGUUCAGGAGGAGCUCAAAGCACUGCAAGAACAGGCGGUUCUGGAGCAAUCUCACGAGGAGGAUCAAGAGCUACCCUCGGUGCCGACAACAGAACCUGUCUCGGAAGCAGAGGAAGCUGGGAAGCUCGAUGCGCAACAAGGAAGAGAGCGCAUCCCUAUUGCUGCAUGA
This is a messenger RNA of Heterobasidion irregulare TC 32-1, 624 nucleotides long. RefSeq lists its product as uncharacterized. Lineage: Eukaryota; Fungi; Basidiomycota; Agaricomycetes; Russulales; Bondarzewiaceae. The transcript has 7 exons. The record is from RefSeq and is a predicted model, not a curated record. The coding region runs from base 1 to 624 and encodes 207 amino acids. Gene Ontology annotation, biological process: vesicle budding from membrane; late endosome to vacuole transport via multivesicular body sorting pathway. Gene Ontology annotation, cellular component: ESCRT III complex; multivesicular body.